AUCUCUGAAGAAAAAAGAAAAGUAAAGUAAAGUAGCCGCCUCAUCCUCCUCGUCUCUUCUCGUUAGCUCUCUCAAUGAGGAGCCCGAUUUAGGGUUUCCUCCAUUGGUUAUAUCAAUUCGAUCAUCUCCACAAAGCUCUCGAAGACUCUUUCGGUGAUCUCAUCUUCUUCUUCUUGUUUAGCCUCCUGGAGGUUACUUUGUUUGUUACUAGUUCCAAAACAUGCCGAAAGAGAGGAAAGAACGGUCCGUAUCUCUUGAUAAGUAUAAACGAUCGCCACUGUGUUGUGAGGCAAGCCUUGCUUUGAAGCCGAGUGAGAAACAAGUUAAGGAAUGGGAAGAGGCUCGUUGUCCUGUUUGUAUGGAACAUCCUCACAAUGGGAUUCUUCUCAUUUGUUCUUCUUAUGAAAAUGGUUGUCGACCUUACAUGUGCGACACUAGCCAUCGGCAUUCUAACUGUUUCGAUCAGUUCCGCAAAGCUUCUAAAGAGAAACCUUCUUUGUCUUUACUUCGUGAGGAAGAGGAAAGUAAUGAACCAACUGAGAUGGAAGAUGUGGAUUCAGACUCAACUGCUGUAAAUCUAUUAGGAGAAGCUGCAUCUGAGAUAACAGUUGUGGAUUUAAGUGAUGGUGAGAGAGGAGAAGAAGAAGUAGAAGAAGAAGAAGAAGAAGUAGUAGUAGAAGAAGAAGAAGAAGGAAUUGUAACAACAGAAGAAGAUCAAGAAAAAAACAAACCACAAAAGCUUACUUGUCCGUUAUGUCGUGGACAUAUAAAAGAAUGGGUAGUUGUUAAAGCAGCUCGAUGUUUCAUGAACUCAAAACAUAGAAGCUGUUCUUGUGAGACUUGUGAUUUCAGUGGAAGCUAUUCCGAUCUGAGAAAGCACGCAAGGCUUCUACAUCCAGGAGUUAGGCCAUCAGAAGCAGAUCCAGAGAGACAGAGAAGCUGGAGGAGGCUAGAAAGGCAGAGCGAUUUAGGGGAUUUACUUAGCACACUCCAAUCUUCUUUUGGAGGAGAUGAAAUAAGUAACGAUGAUGGGUUUCUAUUUGCUGAUACUCGCUUGCUUACAGUGUACUUUCUCAUCCGCGUGUUUAGACCAGAAUCGAGUGGCUCAAGGAGUAGUAGCUGGUCUGGUACAUCUAGAGCUAGGACACAUACAAGUGGGAGAAGAAGAUCUUCAAGACCUGCAAGUCUUUGGGGAGAGAGCUAUGAAGGUAAUACAGGAACAUCACCUAGAGAUGAGGAGAAUAAUCAAUCUUCUGAUGAACAAGUGUCUGGAACUCGGAGACGUCGUUCUAGAAGAAGAACUGUCAUUGAUGAUGAUGAUGAAGAAGAAGAACCGUGAUGCUCUGCAGUUUGGAAAUUUGGUCUUUGGAGUUUAUGAUAAAAUGGGGGAAACCUUGUAGUAAUAACCCCACUUAUGAAACCCUAUUAUGUAAAAUUUCUUUGGAGAUUGAAAAAAGUUUCUACUAUUGGGAAACAAAAUGUUCAAUAUUUCAUUACCGUUUAAAUAUCUUUUUG
This is a messenger RNA of Arabidopsis thaliana (thale cress), 1515 nucleotides long. Its product is annotated as MAP kinase kinase kinase, putative (DUF1644). The coding region runs from base 221 to 1339 and encodes 372 amino acids. Gene Ontology annotation, biological process: positive regulation of DNA-templated transcription. The record is from RefSeq and is marked reviewed. NCBI's taxonomy places the organism in Eukaryota, Viridiplantae, Streptophyta, Magnoliopsida, Brassicales, Brassicaceae. The transcript has 2 exons.